Messenger RNA from Aspergillus puulaauensis, 2160 nucleotides. RefSeq names its product ATP-binding cassette Fe/S cluster precursor transporter ATM1 (gene atm1). Lineage: Eukaryota; Fungi; Ascomycota; Eurotiomycetes; Eurotiales; Aspergillaceae. Gene Ontology annotation, cellular component: mitochondrial inner membrane. Gene Ontology annotation, biological process: intracellular iron ion homeostasis; transmembrane transport. Gene Ontology annotation, molecular function: ABC-type transporter activity; ATP binding; ATP hydrolysis activity. The transcript has 7 exons. The record is from RefSeq and is a predicted model, not a curated record. Bases 1 to 2160 code for a protein of 719 amino acids.
AUGCUGCGUCAAGCAGCUCGGUCGCCUUGCUGGCGCGCCCCGGCGCGGCUCACCACCCACCAUCCCGCAUUCCCGCGCACGAGACCUCUAGCAGCUACCUUCCGCAGACCUCAGAUUAAAUCAUUCUCAGAUAAGAAGCAACCAGAUGACAGCUCGGCACCCGAUAAAAAGACCCCCGUGCCCGAUCCAUCCUCAUUACCUGCCAAACCAGCGGCUCCGAGCCCACCGAAGACCCAAAAUGCCGCAUCCGCACAGAAGACCUUGCUCAGUGAAAGCACGGUUGGGAGGAAAGAACAGAGAAAGGCCGACUGGGCUAUAAUGAGGGAAAUGUCGAAAUAUCUCUGGCCGAAGGGUGAUUGGGGUACCAAGCUUCGUGUGGGAACGGCACUGUCGCUGCUAGUUGGGGCAAAGGUUCUAAAUGUUGAGGUUCCGUUUUACUUCAAGAGCAUUGUUGACUCCAUGAACGUGGAUUUCGCGGCCGUUGGCGGAACAGCUUAUACGGUAGCGGGAUCGAUGCUUAUUGCCUAUGGUGUUACCAGAAUUGGGGCUACUCUGUUCCAGGAGCUUCGAAAUGCUGUUUUCGCAAGCGUCGCUCAGAAAGCAAUCCGUAGGGUUGCGCGGAAUGUUUUUGAGCACUUAUUACGACUAGAUCUCAACUUUCAUCUUUCACGACAGACCGGAGGUCUGACUAGGGCCAUUGACCGCGGAACGAAAGGUAUCAGCUUUCUCCUGACGUCAAUGGUGUUCCACGUCGUACCUACCGCUCUGGAGAUUUCCCUUGUGUGCGGUAUCUUGACUCACCAAUAUGGGCUCAAAUUCGCUGCGAUCACCGCCACGACCAUGUUAGCCUAUUCUGCUUUCACAAUAACAACAACAGCCUGGAGAACGAAGUUUCGAAAGCAGGCCAACGCAGCAGACAACAAGGGAGCCACGGUUGCCGUCGACUCUUUGAUCAACUAUGAAGCGGUGAAAUAUUUCAACAACGAAAAGUUUGAGGUUGCGCGUUACGACAAGGCGCUCAAGGCGUAUGAGGAUGCUUCCAUCAAAGUCACAACGUCUCUGGCUUUUCUGAACUCCGGCCAGAAUAUGAUCUUUUCCAGCGCCCUCGCAGCCAUGAUGUAUCUUGCCGCCGACGGAGUUGCUGCCGGCGAGCUGACUGUUGGGGACCUAGUCAUGGUCAACCAGCUCGUCUUCCAACUUUCAGUCCCGCUGAACUUCCUGGGCUCUGUUUACCGCGAGUUGCGCCAGUCGCUGCUCGACAUGGAAACAUUGUUCAACUUACAAAAGGUUAAUGUCAACAUCAGGGAACGGCCCGAUGCCAAAGCGCUGGCCCUUAAGCAGGGCGGCGAGAUCCGAUUUGAAAAUGUGACUUUUGGAUACCACCCCGACCGUCCCAUCCUCAGAAAUGCUAGCUUUACGAUUCCUGCCGGUCAGAAAUUUGCUAUAGUUGGCCCUAGCGGUUGUGGCAAGUCUACCAUCUUGAGACUCCUUUUCCGAUCUUACGACGUCCAAGAAGGAAGGAUUCUAGUGGAUGGACAGGACAUUCGGGAUGUCACACUAGGAAGCUUGCGAGAAUCGAUCGGUGUCGUCCCGCAAGAUACGCCUUUAUUCAAUGACUCGAUUCAACAUAAUAUUCGCUAUGGAAGGUUAGAAGCUUCGGAUGAGGAGGUCCGCAAGGUCGCUCGACGAGCACAUAUUCACGAGCUCAUCGAGAAGCUUCCGGAUGGCUACAACACAGCUGUUGGCGAGCGUGGAAUGAUGAUCUCUGGUGGAGAAAAGCAACGGCUGGCUAUCUCCCGGCUGCUCCUGAAAGAUCCACAGCUGCUCUUCUUUGACGAAGCAACCUCCGCCCUUGAUACAUACACCGAGCAAGCUUUGAUGCAAAACAUCAACAGCAUCCUGAAGGAGAAAGGACGGACAAGUGUGUUCGUCGCGCAUCGUUUGCGAACGAUAUGCGACUGUGACCAGAUUCUGGUACUGAAGGAAGGGCAAGUUGCAGAAUUGGGAUCACACCGCGAACUGCUUGAUACGGACGGCAUCUACGCCGAGCUCUGGAAUGCCCAAGAAACGUCACUGGCGCAAGAUCCAGAAUACGAACGGAAUGCGGAGCUUGAGGGGGAGACGGCUGGGGAAGUCAAAGACAUGGCGCCUAAGAAAUAG